UAUCAUAGACUAUAGAGUAUCUUCAGCAUUAUACAUUGGUCUUUGAUUACCUGUUAUUUGUUACAGUCAAAUUCAAAUUUCAAAAUAAUUUUCUGAUUUCUGUAAAUUCAAAUUUUAAAUCAAAUUCUAUACAAUACAUGAUACAAUUGCCUUAAUAUUAUAUCAUAACAAGAUGUCAACACCAAAACCGGAAAAGGAAUUACAUUUACCGCUUUCAAGAGUUAAAACUAUCAUGAAAAGUUCACCUGAAGUAGAUGCUGUCGGCCCCGAACCAUUAUACUUAGUUACUAAAGUUACUGAAUUAUUUGUGAUAGAUUUAGCCAAGCGCGCAUUUAAGAAUAGUUCUAACAACUUGUUAGAAUACAAGCAUAUAGCUGAUGUUGUACAAGAAGAUGACAGCUUAGAUUUCCUACGUGAGAUAAUACCAAGAAAAAUCACAGUUAAGCAAUUUAAAGAAAUGAUGGCUCGAAAAGCGGCUAAGGCAAACUCAGAUGAUUCAACUGAAGAGUCGAGCAGUGAAGAAAGUAGUGAAGAGAGUGAAGAAAGUCAGGAAGAAUAAUAUAAGAAUGCUACAUUUUCUUAAAAUGUGAAAUAAAGUGUCGGACCAAUCACCAUUGUUAUUAUGAUAACAAUAUGAUUUGGUGUUAACUUCAACAUUGCCGUCUUGGUGAUAUUUUUGAGUGUAAAAAAAUCAUGUAUUUAUAAUACACAUUUAGUAUUGUUUAUAACUGGGGUAAUUGUGAAGCCUGAUAAAACAGUUAUUAUUUUCGUAAGCAAAUUGUUAAAACAAAUAUGUACAGUUGCAACAGGGACUUUGCAUUGUGUGUGUAACAGAUUACAUUGCCUGCCUAAUAUUUUAGUAUGUAAUGUGGAUAUUGGUGAAUAUUGUACCUAACAACCCUAUUAAGUUAUUGUGUAUGUUUGAAAAUUUGACUGUUUGUUUGUGUAAUGUGUCAUGUAUCCAUGGUAAACUCUGUAACUUCACCUAUUCAACAAUGUCAAAAUUACUGGAUGUUGGGUGUGUGAAAUGUUUGAGAAUAAAAGUAUAAAAUGUGUUUAAAUUGUAAACUAGAUCAGGUAGUUUCACAAAUAUAUAUUAAAUAAACUUUGCUGUAUUUACUGUUAUGGGUAAAUAGAUAAUAGAGGAAAUCUUAAAAACAA
Molecule: messenger RNA, 1161 nt
Organism: Pieris rapae (cabbage white)
Lineage: Eukaryota; Metazoa; Arthropoda; Insecta; Lepidoptera; Pieridae
Gene: Chrac-16
Product: chromatin accessibility complex 16kD protein
Exons: 2
Coding region: 173-559 (128 amino acids)
Cellular component (GO): CHRAC; nucleus
Molecular function (GO): protein heterodimerization activity
Source: RefSeq, a predicted model, not a curated record